Cydia strobilella is the source of this 4705-nucleotide messenger RNA. RefSeq names its product squamous cell carcinoma antigen recognized by T-cells 3 (gene Rnp4F). Bases 140 to 2851 code for a protein of 903 amino acids. Gene Ontology annotation, molecular function: protein binding; mRNA binding. The record is from RefSeq and is a predicted model, not a curated record. The transcript has 17 exons. NCBI's taxonomy places the organism in Eukaryota, Metazoa, Arthropoda, Insecta, Lepidoptera, Tortricidae.
CACCUGGCAACAUUUUCGUAUUGUACUCAAAUUUUUGAUUUGACAGAUCCGCCAUGCCAUAAAGCGCUUGUGAUUUUACUGUGCAAAAAUAAAUAAACGGCUUACGGUUAUUCGUUGAUUUGUUUUAUUGUGAAUAGCAAUGGCUAUUGUAGAGGACGAAGUACGCAACGAGUCGGAGGAGGACAAUGAGAUAGAGGUCGUGGUGGAAGAGGAUGACGCAGACCAAGACUCUGAUGAAUCCGACGAUGACGAUGAUGAGGAAGUGUUGGAGAGAAAAGUUGCAGAAUUGGAGCAAAGGAUUUCUGAGGAUCCCUACAACUAUGAUGAGCAUAUUGAACUAAUCCAGGCUUUAUGGGGACUCUCAGAGCUGGACCGCUGGCGUGCGGCGUUCGACCGACUCCAACAGAUGUUUGUUCUAAAGGACGUUCAUUGGCUUCUUCGGAUCCAGACCGAGGAGACGUUAGCACACUCGCCCGAAGCUAAAGAGCAGUUAGUUGAGCUGUUCAGGCAGGCUUCGUUGGAUUGCUAUUACAUCCCAAUCCUAACAGAGUGGUGCUCAUGGUCCCUCGGCGCGGGCGCGGACUCUGCUCGGACUCACCUUGAGGAGGUCCUGCGGCUGGCGGGUCCUGAUCCUCUCUCUGGGAAGCUGUUCUGGGACGCUAAGAGGGAGUUGGAGAAGGCGCAGCUUGAAUCUAUGAGCGUCGAUGACCCCGACUACAAGAAACAGCGCGAGCGAACCCUAUUCUGCCUCGAGGAGACCGUCUCCCGACCCCUCCUGAAUGGAGAAGAAGCCUGGGCUCAGUUCCAAGAGCUUGCCUCCGCAAUGCACGGCCAAGACUACGUUGACAAGGUCAAGAAACAACAUGAUGCAGCUACAGAGUAUUUACAGAAGAUCACACCUUAUGAGGAUAAACUCUUGACUAUGGAGAAUCCUGAAGAAAAGUGCAAAGUGUAUGAAGAGUACAUAGACAAAGUGAAAGAGUUAUCACUUGAAGAGAAAUAUGCGGAUUGUGAUAGUAAUGGAAUACUCAAGGUGCUAUACGACCGCGCUACAUCCGAAUGCAUCAACUGCGAGGGCGCUUACAACUUGCUAGUCGCGUGGGCGCGACAAUCGUCGCGACAUUCCAGUCGUGCGACUCAGUCGCGCGUUUUGUCUGCGUGCACGCGCCGCCGGCCGCGCCGAGCUACCUUCUGGCUGCUUACUAUGCAGCACGCGGAACAUGAGGGCAAGGGGGUUGAUGAGGUGAAGACAAUCUUCGAAACAGCCCUAUCCAAAGGAAUGGAAUCUUACAAGCAAGCCGAGUCCCUCUGGCUGGGCUACCUGGAAUGCCUGCGCCGCAGCACCGCCUUCGACAACGAGCCCGACGUGGAGCGCCUGCGACGCACCUUCCGCCUCGCCUGGGACUCUCUCGCCGAGGCGUGGGGCGAAGAGGCGAACGACUGCGAGGUGCCGCUAUACUGGGCGCGUUUGGAGUACAACCGCAUGAAGGACCCCAAGCAGGGCAAGGAGAUCUUCGAGGAAAUAUUUAAAUAUGGCGAAAACAAAACCAUGUCCAAAUACUGGGAGGCGUACAUCAACCUAGAAUCCCACCGCCACCCCUCCCUCUCCGAGAACAAACUCCGUGAGCUCCACCGACGGGCGCUGCGCUUCGUGACCGACUACCCGCCCGCCGCCGCCCGGCUCUGGACCGACUACGAGCGUGACUACGGCCAGCUGGCCACUGCCACCGAGUGCCAACACUUGUGUGAGGCAAAACUAAAAGAAUGGCGGGACAGCUACCAAGCAAUGAAAGACAAAAUGACCAACCAGAAGAAAGGAAACAAACAGCCACAGAAUAAAAAGGGUAAAUUCGAUAAAAAGAAAAAAGAGGAAGAUAAACCAAAGAAGGGAAAGAGGAAAUCUGACGAGAGCGCACAAGAUAGCGAGGUUAAGAGGAAAAAGGAUAGCAGUAUGGAAGUCGAUGAGAAGGUGAAGGAAGGGGAGAGUGGUGCUUUAAAGCGAUCUCAUGAUGACGAUGAUAGCAGUGAAGGUGCUGAUAAUAAGAGGCAGCGGACAGAAAACGCGAAAAGUGCACCGAGAGUUAGCGGCAACGAGGCCUGCACUCUCUUCGUUAGCAAUCUAGAUUACAAUGUAAACGAGAAGAAUCUCCGCGACAAGCUAUCAGAGUAUGGCGAAGUGGUGUCGCUGCGCGUGCGCGCCGGUGUUAAAGCCUUCGGCGGCUCCAUCUGCUACUGCCAGUACACCACAUCAGAGGCAGUAGACGAAGCGAUAAAACACGACCGCACAGCCCUGGACGGACGACCCAUGUUCCUCUCCCGCUACUCUGCUUCCAAAACGAAAGGCUCCUUCAAAUACGCCACGACCGUCGAGAAGAAUAAACUGUUCGUGCGCAACCUUCCGUUCUCGCACUGCACGCGCGAGCGCCUCACGGAGAUAUUCGACAAAUAUGGGAAACUUAGCGAUAUUCGAGUUGUCACGUUCAAAGACGGGAAACCAAAAGGCCUAGCGUACGUCGACUACGAGGACGAAAAGAGCGCGGCCGAAGCUGUAGAGAAAACUAACGGCAUGUUAAUAGCCGACCGCAACAUCGAGGUGGCCGUCAGCGCGCCGCCCCCGCGCCCGCGCGCCGACGCCACGCCGGCGCCGGCGCUGCUGGGGCAGCCUAAACGGGACACGGGCGGGGGAAUGCGACGGACGCAACUGAGCAGCUUCAUCCCCAGCGUCCUGCAAAAGCCAAUACCUUCAACGUCCACGUCGGCAGCGAGCGGCUCCAACGGCGCCAACGGACACGCGAGCGAAGCGCGCCCCCUUAGCAACACCGACUUUAGGACCUUGCUGCUUAAGAAGUAGGCUAACACUUGUAUAGCUCUUUUAUAAAGAAUGGUUCAAAUGAUAAUGCUGUUUUGUAUAACACCGGUUGACGGGUAUGGGGUGAAUUUGCGGCGUUUUCUUUCGUCAAUCCAACGGACACGCGAGCGAAUCGCGCCCUCUUAUCAACAGACUUUAGGACCUUGCUGCUAAAGAAGUAAGCUAAGACUUGUAUAGCUCUUUUAUAAAGAAAUGGUUCAAAUGAUAAUGCUGUUUUGUGUAACACCGGUUGACGGGUAUGGGGUGAAUUUGCGGCGUUUUCUUUCGUCAAUCUAAUGGACACGAGAGCGAAGCGAGCCCGCUCAGCAACAGACCUUGAUGUUUAAAUAGGCUGUUAGCUAAGUCAUGACUCUUGUGGGUGAAUAUUGCUGGUGUUUCAAUUAAUUUCAGUUAACACGCUUUUGUCGAAGUGUAUCAUUUGAAUGAUAUUUCUGGUGAUGUCAGAGACUACUACCAGAUUACCAAAGUGUCGAAAUCGAAACACUUUGCUAUAAACAUGUUCAAAAAAAUGAUUGUAUAAGUAGGUCUUUUAUAAAUAAACGUUUCGAAUGAUGGUGCAGUUUUGUAACCGGUCGACGGGUUUAACGCAACGCAACGCUAAUGAAGCGCACAUGCUCAGUAACAGCUACUUUAGAACCUUGCUGCUUAAGAAGUAGGCUAAGAUUGUUAUAUCUCUUUUAUAAAGGAAUAUUUCGAAUUAUGGCGUAGUUUUGAGACCGGUCGACGGGUUUAAAGUGAAUUUUCAGCGUUUUGCGGCAUUUUAUUUCGUCAAUCCAACGGCAACGCUAAUUAAGCCCACCCGCACAGUAACAGCUACUUUAGAACCUUGCUGCUUAAGAAUUAGGCUAAGAUUGUUAUAUCUCUUUUAUAAAGGAAUAUUUCGAAUUAUGGCGUAGUUUUGAGACCGGUCGACGGGUUUAAAGUGAAUUUUCAGCGUUUUGCGGCAUUUUAUUUCGUCAAUCCAACGGCAACGCUAAUUAAGCCUACCCGCUCAGUAACAGCUACUUUAGGACCUUGCUGCUUAAGAAGUAGGCUAAGAUUGUUAUAUCUCUUUUAUAAAGGAAUAUUUCGAAUUAUGGCGCAGUUUUGUAACAGGUCGAGGGGUUUAAAGUGAAUUUUCAGCGUUUUGCGGCAUUUUAUUUCGUCAAUCCAACGGCAACGCUAAUGAAGCCCACCCGCUCAGUAACAGCUACUUUAGGACCUUCCUGCUUAAGAAGUAGGCUAAGAUUUGUAUAUCUCUUUUAUAAAGGAAUAUUUCGAAUUAUGGCGCAGUUUUGGGACCGGUCGACGGUACGGGUUUAAAGUGAAUAUUCAGCGUUUUGCGUCAUUUUCUUGUCAAUCAACGGCUACGCGAGGAAAGCGCACCCCGCUCAGUAACCUUGCUGUUUAAGAAGUAGGGUAAGACUUGUAUAGCUUUUUAUCAAGGAAUGUUUUGAAUGAUGCAGUUUUGUAUAAAAUCGGGUGACGGGUUUAAACCCCUUUCAUUGUGGUAGGAGUGUGACGAUAAAACGCGCGGUCAAACUACAAUAUUCACCCUUUGAUAAAUAUGUUUAUUGCUAAACCCAAUUGUAAUUAUUUUGUGGAAAAAUCGUCAAGUUUUUUUCUAUAAAAUUUGGAAAACUUAUGUGGGUUUUGAUAAGCACACGGUCUGUAUCGUUUUGAAACUUGUGUACUGGAGAUGAAUGUUUUUAACGCUAUCGCGGUUAUAGUCAGUAAGUUUGAUGAGUAAAGUGAAAUGUUUUUUUUUUAAAGUCCAGUCUAGGUCAAAAAGUACGCAUAUAGGUAUUUUGUAUUUUUAUUUAUUUUAUGGAACGUAUUGAAGUUGUGGAGUAUGUU